Saccharomycopsis crataegensis is the source of this 483-nucleotide messenger RNA. It is a transcript of the gene VMA3, whose product is annotated as H(+)-transporting V0 sector ATPase subunit c. NCBI's taxonomy places the organism in Eukaryota, Fungi, Ascomycota, Saccharomycetes, Ascoideales, Saccharomycopsidaceae. Gene Ontology annotation, biological process: proton transmembrane transport. The record is from RefSeq and is a predicted model, not a curated record. Bases 1 to 483 code for a protein of 160 amino acids. The transcript is spliced from 3 exons. Gene Ontology annotation, cellular component: proton-transporting V-type ATPase, V0 domain; membrane. Gene Ontology annotation, molecular function: proton-transporting ATPase activity, rotational mechanism.
AUGUCUGACUUAUGUCCAGUUUAUGCUCCAUUCUUCGGUUCCAUUGGUUGUGCCGCUGCCAUUGUCUUCACAUCUUUUGGUGCUGCUUACGGUACUGCUAAGUCCGGUGUUGGUAUUUGUGCCACCACUGUUUUGAGACCAGACUUACUUGUUAGAAACAUUGUCCCAGUUAUUAUGGCUGGUAUUAUUGCCAUUUACGGUUUGGUCGUUUCUGUCCUUGUUUCAUACUCUUUGAAACAACAACAAGCUUUGUACACUGGUUUCGUCCAAUUAGGUGCUGGUUUGUCUGUUGGUUUGUCUGGUUUGGCUGCUGGUUUUGCCAUUGGUAUUGUUGGGGACGCUGGUGUCAGAGGUACCGCUCAACAACCAAGAUUGUUUGUCGGUAUGAUGUUGAUUUUGAUUUUCGCUGAAGUUUUGGGUUUGUACGGUUUGAUUGUUGCUCUUUUGUUGAACUCUAGAGCCACCCAAGAUGUUAUCUGUUAA